Entamoeba invadens IP1 is the source of this 1938-nucleotide messenger RNA. RefSeq lists its product as hypothetical. The transcript has 2 exons. Lineage: Eukaryota; Evosea; Mastigamoebida; Endamoebidae. The coding region runs from base 1 to 1938 and encodes 645 amino acids. The record is from RefSeq and is a predicted model, not a curated record.
AUGUCGAAAGACACACAAAGCACUGACCCGUUUGCUUUCAUCGUAAACAAGCAGACCGACUGGAACACCCCAUACAAACCACGCGCUGACGUCGGCACCUCUAGGGUUUCCAAUUUGAUCAAACAACCCACCGAUCAAAUCAAACCGGAACCCAAGCAAGAGAAGGUCGACCGCCGCGAACGCCCCGUUCAACCACCCGCCGCUUUACCAGUCGAGCAACCGCCACCGCAACGAAAAGCGACUGAGAAAUCGUUAGAGAAAAUCAAUUAUCAAGAGUAUUUGGGUGGGGUUCAUAAAUACCGUUUGAAAGGAUCAAACAAACAUUUGGCUAUGGCGUACUACACAUUGUUUGUAAAACCCGUCUUUGAGAUUCACCAGAAAUCAUCGAAGAAUAAAGACCCGGCUCAAUACUUGAAAGACGUCGCUAACGCUUAUGGGACGGAUGUCUCCAGGUGCGCGUCGAUGUUCGAAACAUUAAACAGAUGGUUGUACUCCCCAAAUAGCCUCACAAAAACUUCGGAAAGCAUUUUGUUCCGAUCGAGCGAACCGUUCUUGAAAAACAUCGAACAACGCGGGCAAAGCGAUUACCCGUAUUCGCAACAACCAAUGUACCCCCCUAAGGAACAGUUUAAUGGCAUUUCCGGUCUUCCAAAGGAUUUGACUUCAGCGCUCGACGCGUCGUCUAAAAAACAAACAACUAUUCAACCAAUUCCAAGAUAUCCAGCAGCUUUCCCAUUUGGGUAUGAUAAAAACCCAAGAUACCCACCAGCUAGACAGUUCGACGAUUACUACGAACAAUCGAGGUUUGACCCAAUGUUUGAUCCAAGAUUUGAUGGGAGAUUCGAUAGAAACUAUGACGCUAGAUAUGAUAGACAGUUCGACGCUCGGUUUGACCCAAGACUUGAACCACGUGGGUAUGACCGAUACGACUCAAGAGGAUACGACAGAGUACAGGACAGAUAUUCCCCACGCCCAGAUCCAAGAACCGAUCCUCGCAUCCCAUUUGAUCCAAGAGGUGAACGACUUGAAAGAGGUAUUCAACAACUUGAUCGACCAACAGAGAGACCACUGGAAAGAAGUGCCCAAAUUGACAGACCCCCAAUGGAACGACCAUUGGAUAGACCUUUCAUUGACAAUAGACCACCUCAACCAGACAGACCUUCAUUGGACAGAACACCAAAUGACGUUAGACAACCAAUUGACUCGAGACAGCCUUUGGAUAGCCGUACACCUUUGGACUCAAGACAACCUCCAAUUGAUCCAAGACAACCAAUCGACUCGAGACCACCCCCAAUUGACACCAGACCACCUCCUAUGGACACAAGACAACAAGAAACCAAACCGGAAAAACCAAUGGAAAGACCACUCCCAAGCGACGCUCGUGAUCAAAGAGGUUCUUUGGAUAGAGCUCGACCACCUUUGACUGACGCAAGACCUCCACCUAUCCAAGACCCAAGACCACAAAGCAUCGACAGAAGAGACCCCCGCGAUCCUGCAUUGUUGGACAGAGGAUACGACAGAGGGUAUGACCCACGGUACAGAGACUAUGACAUGGGAAGAUAUAUGCCACCACGAGACCAAAGAAUUCCAUUCGGCAAAGAUAUGUACCAAGAACCAAGGUAUCCACCAAUCGAUUCAAGAUAUCCCAUGGACAGAUAUCCACCACCUUACGAUAGAGACUUCCAACCAGACCCAAGGCUCCCAAUCGAAGGAAGAGACUCCAGAGACCCUCGGGUGCUUGACCCACGUGAUCAGAGAAAUAUGCCUGACCCACGAGAUCCAAGGAUGAUGGAUAGAACACCAAUUCAAAGACCGCCUAUGGAGAGAGAUCCACGAAUCCCAAUGGAUGCAAGAGAACGGAGUGACAGGAUCGACAGAAGCGAGAGAUCUGGCGUGGAGAGAAAAAGAAACAAUUUCGCCCCACCACCUUAUAAGUGA